Molecule: messenger RNA, 1932 nt
Organism: Aspergillus heteromorphus CBS 117.55
Lineage: Eukaryota; Fungi; Ascomycota; Eurotiomycetes; Eurotiales; Aspergillaceae
Product: terpene cyclase/mutase family protein
Exons: 11
Coding region: 1-1932 (643 amino acids)
Biological process (GO): ergosterol biosynthetic process; triterpenoid biosynthetic process
Cellular component (GO): lipid droplet
Molecular function (GO): lanosterol synthase activity
Source: RefSeq, a predicted model, not a curated record
AUGCCAUCCCUGCACCGUACUAGCGCCGGCAUCCUGGCUGAUCCUGAGCGAUGGCGACUCAACGUCAACAACGGUGUCCAUCGAUGGCAGUAUGUCGAUGAGCAGACAUCGACACAACGCCCACAGUCUGCGGCGGAGAAAUACUUCCUCGGACUGCCUACCGAAUCUGCUCGCAAUGGGUUCCGCUUCUACCAAAGCCUCCAGCUGGAGGAUGGCCACUGGGGCUGUGCAUACGGUGGACCCAGCUUCUUGCUGGCUGGCACCGUGAUUGCCAUGUACAUUACCGAGACGGAAAUUUCACCAGAGUGGAAGACUGAGAUUAUCCGCUAUCUAACAAGCACUGUCAAUCAAGAUGGUGGGUGGGGUCUACAUUCGGCCGGCGAUUCAACUGUCUUUGCGACUAGUCUCUACUACAUCACCCUGCGACGCCUCGGUCUGGAACCGACGCACCCUCUAGCCACCAAGGCUCGUACCCGCCUUCACACCCUAGGAGGGGCAAUUGGAGUGCCUCAAUGGGGAAAGGUCUGGCUCGCAUUAUUGAAUCUGUACAGUUGGGAUGGAGUGGAUCCAAUCCCACCCGAGUCCUGGUUGCUUGCUGACUGGGUUCCGUUCCAUCCAUGGCCCUGGUGGGUUCAAUGCCGCGUGGUUUACCUUCCCGUCCUGCGUCACGAAAUCUAUAUAUCACCGUACGAGAAAAUCAACUUCGAGCGGUAUCGGGAUCAUGUGGCGCCAUCUGAUCUGAAAAAGCCAACAUCGAAUCUUCUCCGCGUCGCCAACCGGAUCCUGCGUUUCUGGGAGCAAUAUGUACAGCCCGACUGGAUCGUUCAACGGGCAAACCAGCGAGUUUGCGCAUUGACCCAACGCGAAGACGAAAAUACAUCCUACAACUGUUUGGCUCCAGCCAACAAAGCCUUUCACAUGGUCGCUGUGUGGCAUUCCGAUGGCGUCGAUAGCCCUCGCAUGAUAAGUCACCGGGAAAAGAUACCCCCUUAUAUGUGGAUGGGAGAAAGUGGAAUGACCUGCAGUGGUACGAAUGGCGUCCAGGCGUGGGAUACGGCGUUUACAAUUCAGGCCAUGGUUGAGGCUGGACUGGGCAGGGACUCGGAAUUUCGUUCGUCAUUGGAAAAAGCUCUGCAAUUUUUGGACGUCUCUCAACUGCGGGACAAUCUGGAAGACCCUUAUCGCCACCCGCGGAAGGGCGGCUGGCCGUUCAGCACCAAGGAUAAUGGCUAUGUGGUGUCCGAUUGUGCUGCGGAGGGUCUUAAAGCGGUGUUGAUGCUUCAGAAAGAGUGCAACUUCCCCAGCCUCAUCUCUGACGAGCGUCUCCAGAGCUGCGUCUUCGACAGCAUCAUGGUCGAAUAUCCGUAUCCCGAGUGCACCACGGCGGUGGUAACGACGCUUUCGCUUUUCCACCGCCAUUUUCCCGCCUACCGGGCGGCUGAAAUUGAGGAAGUCAUCCGCCGUGCAUGCACCUAUAUCCUGAGUGAACAAUGGCCGAACGGAGGCUGGUAUGGAUCAUCGGGCGUAUGUUUUACCUACGCCUCACUAUUUGCAAUGCGGAGCCUGGAACUGGUUGGUCAGACGUGGCAGACCAGUGAACCUGUGCGCCGGUGUUGCAAAGAGCAUUAUACCUCUUGCGAGGUGGAGGAGUAUGUGCAGCAUGAGCGAAGCCAGGUGGUGAAUACGGCGUGGGCUUGCUGGGCAUUAAUGCAUGCGCGGUAUCCAUUCAAGGAAGCCGUUGAGAAAGGGCUCAAGUUGAUUAUGAGCCGGCAGCAGGCGAAUGGAGAGUGGUACCAGGAGGGUGUGGAGGGAGUUUUCAACAAUACAUGCAUGAUCGGCUAUCCCAAUUACAAGCUCUACUUCACUUCAUGGGCUCUGGGAAGGUACCAGCAUGUAUAUCUUCCCAUGCUAAAGGAGAUGGAGGGCUUGUGA